Molecule: messenger RNA, 4864 nt
Organism: Perca fluviatilis (European perch)
Lineage: Eukaryota; Metazoa; Chordata; Actinopteri; Perciformes; Percidae
Gene: phkb
Product: phosphorylase kinase, beta
Exons: 32
Coding region: 137-3394 (1085 amino acids)
Biological process (GO): glycogen metabolic process
Cellular component (GO): phosphorylase kinase complex
Molecular function (GO): calmodulin binding
Source: RefSeq, a predicted model, not a curated record
AUUUGACACAGUAGUGUAAACAUGGCGAGCCUAGCAGAUGUCGGCUGGAAACUCCUGGAAUUCAAAGCCCGAGCAAAAAGAUCAGAUUUGUGAUUUAGCUGAGGGAGACGAUUGGCCUUAAUUUCACCUUUUGAGAAUGGCCGCUUCAGUGGCUGCGAAUGCCCGGCCUCGUCGGGACUUUGAGAGACUUGGUUCCAUCUAUGAACCUCUCAAGCUGUCCACUCUCCAGCGUGACGAUGAGCCUCUAUGGGAGAAGCUGGACCGCUACUACGAUGCCGUCAAGACAACCAUUCUGAACUACCAGAGUCCCACCACCGGCCUUUUCCCUGUCAAAACAUGCUCCACCUGCAAGGAGGCCAAGGUCCGGGACUCCCUCUACUGUGCUGCCAGCGCCUGGGCCCUGGCUAUGGCCUACCGACGCAUUGAUGACGAUAUGGGGCGAACCCAUGAAUUGGAGCAUUCUGCCAUCAAGUGCAUGAGAGGGAUCCUCUACUGCUACAUGAGGCAGGCUGAUAAGGUGGAGCAGUUUAAACAAGAUCCCAGCCCCUCCAAGUGUCUGCACUCUGUGUUUAACGUAGACACCGGUGACGAGGUUCACUCCUACGCUGACUACCACCACCUGCAGAUCGAUGCCGUUUCUCUGUUUCUGCUGUACCUGGUGGAGAUGAUCUGCUCUGGUCUGCAGAUCAUUUACAACACAGAUGAGGUUUCCUUCAUCCAGAACCUGGUGUUCUGUGUGGAAAGGGCCUACAGGGUGCCUGACUACGGCAUGUGGGAGAGAGGCAGCAAAUACAACAACGGCAGCACUGAGCUGCAUUCCAGCUCUGUGGGCCUGGCUAAAGCUGCUCUGGAGGCCAUCAAUGGAUUCAACCUGUUUGGAAACCAGGGCUGUUCCUGGUCGGUGAUAUUUGUGGAUCUGGACGCCCACAACAGGAACAGACAAACGCUGUGCUCCCUACUGCCCCGAGAGUCUCGCUCACAUAACACAGAUGCAGCCUUGCUUCCAACCAUCAGCUAUCCUGCGUUUGCAGUAGAUGACGAUGCCCUCUACAGUCAGACGCUGGACAAGAUUGUCCGCAAGCUGCGGGGCAAAUACGGCUUCAAACGUUUCCUCCGUGAUGGCUACCGCACCACUAACGAAGACAAGAAUCGCCGCUUCUACAAACCUGCUGAAAUGAAGCUUUUUGAUGGAAUCGAGUGCGAGUUUCCCAUAUUUUUCAUCCACAUGAUGAUUGACGGGGUGUUCAGAGGAAAUAAAGCUCAGGUCAAAGAAUACCAGGACCUCCUUCAACCCAUCAUCUUCCUGUCUAAUGAGGGCCAUGCUGUGAUCCCCAAAUACUACUAUGUACCGGCUGACUUUGUGGAAGCGGAGCAGAACAAGCAUGGAAGCCAGAAGCGUUUCCCUAGCAACUCUGGCCGUGAUGGGAUGUUCUUCCUGUGUGGUCAGGCCCUUUACAACAUCGCCAUGCUGCUGGUGGAUGAGCUGAUCAGCCCUAAAGAUAUUGAUCCCGUCCACCGGUACGUUCCCUACCAGGAUCAGCGCAACGUCAGCAUGCGAUACUCCAAUCAGGGUCCCAUAGACAAUGAUGUUGUGAUUCAUGUGGCCCUGAUUGCAGAGAGCCAGAGACUUCAGGUGUUUUUGAACACCUAUGGCAUUCAGACCCAGACGCCCCAGCAGGUGGAGCCCAUCCAGAUCUGGCCUCAGAAGGAACUGGUCAAGGCAUACCGUUUCCUUGCCAUCAAUAAGAAGCUGGGGUUGAGUGGGCGUCCAGAGAGGCCAGUGGGCUGCAUCGGCACAUGCAAGAUUUAUCGUAUCCUGGGCAAGACGGUGGUGUGCUACCCAAUAGUGUUUGAUCUAAGUGACUUUUACUUGUCCCAAGAUGUCAUGCUGCUGAUUGAUGACAUUAAGAACGCCCUGCAGUUCAUCAAACAGUGCUGGAAGAUGCAGGGACGUCCUCUCUUCCUGGUUCUCAUUCGCGAGGAUAACAUCAAGGGGAGCCGCUUCAACCCAGUCCUGGACAUGCUGGCCUCGUUCAAGAAAGGCAACAUCGGAGGGGUCAAAGUUCAUGUCGACAGACUUCAGACGCUGAUAUCUGGAGCAGUGGUGGAGCAGUUGGACUUCCUGCGUGUCAACGAGGCGGAGAUCCCUGAGUUUAAGAGCUUUGAGGAGCUGGAGCUGCCGAAGCACUCCAAGGUAAAGAGACAGACAAGCACGCCCAACGCCUCCGACCUGGAGCAGCAGCCAGAGAUCAAUGUGGACGAGUGGCUGCAGAAGCCCACCAAUGAGAUCAUCCAGAAGUUCCACGACUGCGACUGCUUGGCCAGUCAGGCUCAGCUUGCAGCCAUCCUUCUUAGGAGGGAAGGACCAGACUUCCUUGCCAAAGAUGAGAACCUGAGGGAUGAACUGGAGAGACUUUACAGAAGAGCUGGCAGCAGAAAGCUUUGGUCUGUUGUCCGUCUUGCUGCCAGUCUCUUAACUAAGAUAGUGGACAGCCUUGCCCCCAGUAUUACUAGUGUUUUAGUGCAUGGCAAGCAGGUGACCCUCGGCCUAUUCGGGCAAGAGGAGGAGGUGAUCUCCAACCCGCUGUCGCCAGGGGUGAUCCAGGGCAUCAUCUACAGCAAGUGCUCCCCUCAGGGUGGGGAGCGGGAGGCCGUUCUGCAGCAGGAGCUGGUCAUCCAUAUCGGAUGGAUUAUCUCCAACACCCCGGAGCUGUUCAGCGGCAUGCUCAAGAUCAGAGUCGGAUGGAUUGUCCAGGCCAUGAAACAUGAGCUGAAGAUCCGGGCGGGAGACAUGCCCCCCCAGGACAUCUACCAGCUGUCCCCCAGCGACAUCAAGCAGCUCCUGCUGGACGUCCUGCAGCCACAACACACCGGCAGGUCUUGGCUGAACAGGCGUCAGAUCGAUGGCUCUCUGAACAGAACCCCUCUGGGCUUUCAUGAUCGUGUGUGGCAGAUCCUGGAGAGGACCCCCAACGGUUUUACGGUGGCUGGGACUUACCUCCCACAGCAACCGACACUGUCUGACAUGACCAUGUAUGAGAUGAACUUCUCCCUGCUGGUGGAGGACACGCUGAAGAAAAUCGUCCUGCCUGAGUACAGACAAAUCAUAGUAGAGCUGCUGAUGGUGGUGUCCAUCGUGCUGGAGAGAAACCCGGAGCUGGAGUUCAGCGACAAGGUGGAUCUGGACGAUCUGGUCAAGCAAGCCUUUAAUGAUUUCCAGAGGGAUCGCAGCCGCUUGGAAGGCAUAGAGAAACAGGAUGGCAUGGAGGCAUUCUACAACACCCCACCGCUGGGAAAGAGAGGCACCUCCAGCUACCUGACCAAGGCUGUUAUGAUCCUUAUGCUGCAGGGGGAUGUCAAGCCCUGCAAGGACGACCCGUGCUCUGUUAGCUAGAUUUACAACGCUUUGACCCCUAAGCCGGGCCUGCUGCAGUGUAGUCUUUAAAUGGUCCGGCAAGGUCUACUGAGUAUCCAUCACAUGUAUUCAGAAGAUAACCUCUAACCUCUGCUAUCCUCCCUGCAGCAGGACUCUGCCCACUCCUGAAAGCUACAUUUCCCCUGUCCUUUGCCCUUAACAGCUACAGAAGCUGUAAGCAGAAGCCUCGGUUGGUGUAGAUGAGCAUGUCUGCAGUUUGCUCCAGUCGUUAACCCUCGUGUUGUCUUCCCGUAGACCGAGAACUUGUUGUCCUUCUGGGUCAAAAUUGCAAAUUAACUUUUUUUGGCUCUUUUUCCAACGUUCUUUGACGCUUUUUGAAACGUUUUUGUCACUUUUUUCAACGCUUUUUUAAAUACAUGGUCAAUAAAAAUAAUUUAAAUGACAUAAUAUCUAUUUUUUUUGUAGAAAUUGUGGAUUAUUUUGACUAAUAGUUAAGAUCUGAGGAUGUUGCGUGGAUCACAGUUUAUUUCAAAUGAUAUAAAAUUGAAAGAAAAAAAAAAAACACAAUUCAAUGAAAGUAAUCAUUCAUUUUACCUGCCAAGAAUGGCUUCCAUACAACGUAUAUCCACGCAUUCAUGUUAUUUUGGGGCAAUUUGAUUCAAAGAAACCCAUAAUUCUGAUAUAAAAAUGGGUCAAAUUUGACCCAAGGACAACACAAGGGUUAAAAUACAUCCAAAAUACAUGUUUAAUAUGUUAAGAUUUGGGGGAAAUACUCAUUAUCAUCAGGUCCUUGUUGAUUUUUCCUCUACACAUUUUUGUGCAGUAUCCUAACUGUGCUUUUAAUAGAGUCACCGUGAUUUGCUCUAGUUAUUUUUAGUUUUUACCAUUGGUGGCUAGUCAUGUCAGACGACACAUAACUAGCUAAUCACAUACCGUAACUAGCGAGCUGUGCGGUUAUCCUUUACCUUGAUGCUGUAGAUUAGCAUGUCUGCACUUUGUUCCAAGGGUUAAUAUACUGUAUGUCCACCAGUUGUGCUUAACUCACUACCACCUAUAGAACCUUGCCCAUCUUGUUGUUGCCAGAGUUCAGUCUCCCAGCUGUGUAGUGUAUUCAAACUCAAAAGUGUUGUUCAUUUCCACAGCUGGCUAGCUAUGUUAAAAUGGCACCCAGCACCUAUCUACUGUUAUCCUGCCAUUUCUCCAAAAAUACUUAUUUUCUUAAAAAAAAUAUUCGAAAUAAAACUAAUUGAAGAAACAAAUUACACUGGUGAUAAUAGUUUGGGGUUAGCUUAUUUUAGCUUAGCAUAAACAUUGAAAACGGGGGGGAAGCUAACCUGGCUCUGUGCAAAGGUAAAAUGUUAUGCUAAAUUAAGCUAAGCUAACAGGCUGCUGGCUGUAGCUUAAUUUUUAGCAUGCAGACUUGAGAGCUGUGUUAAUCUUCUCAUCUCAUGCUCUGUAACAAAGCAAAUCAGCAUAUAUAUAUAUAUA